GGUGGCUGAGCCCGCCUGGCCCCUCCCUGGGCUGGGCACCAGAUAAAACCCGGGGGCCAGGCAGAGGGUGGCACAGAGAGCCGGGAGGUGCUGGCAGGCAGAGCAGCAGCAGCCAUGGCAACGCUCUACCCUUCCUUGGAGGACAUGAAGGGCCACCAAAUCUUGCAGGCACAGGCAUCUGCUGGGGUGGGGACCCCUCCCACGACGGUGGCCACCGAGAAGCCAAAGCUCAUCCCAGGCACCGCACCGCCCGUGCUGUACCCCAACCUGGCUGAGCUGGAGAACUACAUGGGGCUUGCUCUGUCCAGCGAGGAGAUCCAGAAGAACCUGAACCCAGAAGGCAGCACCGCACUGACCCCCGUCGGGCCCCUCCCGGGACACUUUGUGGCCCCCCUGAGCGGGAACAACGCGGGGCUGCGGCGGGCAGAGAUCAAACCUGGUGUGAGGGAGAUUCAUCUCUGCAAGGAUGAGCGGGGCAAGACGGGGCUGCAGCUCAAAAAUGUUGACCAGGGCAUCUUCGUGCAGCUGGUGAAGGCCAACUCCCCAGCAGCACUGGUGGGGCUGCGCUUUGGUGACCAGGUCCUGCAGAUCGAUGGCAAGAACUGCACGGGCUGGAGCAGUGACAAGGCACAGCGGGUGCUGAAGAAGGCAUCCCCGGAGAAGAUUGUCAUGGUGGUGAGGGACAGGCCCUUCCAGCGCACUGUCACCCUGCACAAGGACAGCACCGGGCACAUUGGUGUCGUGGUGAAGAAGGGGAAAAUCGUGUCCCUGGCCAAGGACAGCUCUGCCGCCCGCAAUGGUCUCCUCACCCACCACUGCAUCUGUGAGGUCAAUGGCCAGAAUGUCAUCGGCAUGAAGGAUAAGCAGCUCAUGGAGGUGCUGGCAGGGGCUGGGAACGUGGUCACCCUGACCAUCAUCCCCACUGUCAUCUACGAGCACAUGGUCAAACGGCUCUCGGCGGGGCAGGUGAAGUCAUCCAUGGACCACUCCAUCCCUGACCUGUGAUGCCAUCGCUGCCAUCCCACUGUCCUGGGGACUGUCACCAGCACGGGCAGCCCUUCUGGCAGAGCCUGUGCAUGCUUCUGGAAGUUUGGAGGGGCCACUGGAUGUAACCUACACAGCAACCCCAAAAGAAGCUGGUUUAGGCCCAAAACCCUCAUCCCUGGAGCAGCUGGUGGCUGCAGAGUGGUGCAGGGAGCUGUUGGUUUGUGGUGUCCCCUGAGUCCCCCUGGUCCUCUUCCCAUCCUGGGGUCCCUGUGUCCCCUUGUGUCCCUCGAGGCCAAAGCAGACACAGACCCAGUGACAUUUAUUACAUCCACCACAGACAGCGUGUACAGGACAGGGGGAACCAGAAAACCAGGGCUGGGGAGGUUACAGCUUUUUUUUCACUUCUGCAUUUAAAAAAUAUAUUAUAUAGAUUUGUCUUUCAAAUAUAAUCGUUACAUUUAUUUCUUGGCAAAGCUUUGGAUAGUCUAACAGACGUGUACACAGAUCCACAAAUACAUUGCACAAGAGGCGUAGAUCCCAUCGCCCGCCCCGGCUGCCGUUUCUCCCCCAAAUCCUUCCCCCAGCACCCUGGGGUGUCCCCCCCUCCCCCCCCCGAGCCCUGGGUGGGGAGGUGUGGGAUGUGCCCCCACGGGCAUCCACAUGGAGCAUCCAGGGUGCCCGGCGGGCAGCACCCAUGGGUGAUGGAGGGGAUGGGGUGGGGGAAACACCAUUAGUUCAAGUCACGAAGAAGCCACAGACAUUCGUGAGGAGGAGGGGUGGUGGGAACACCAAGGACCUGGGGUGGGGGA
This is a messenger RNA of Calypte anna (Anna's hummingbird), 1796 nucleotides long. It is a transcript of the gene SDCBP2, whose product is annotated as syndecan binding protein 2. Bases 115 to 1005 code for a protein of 296 amino acids. Gene Ontology annotation, cellular component: plasma membrane; cytoplasm. Lineage: Eukaryota; Metazoa; Chordata; Aves; Apodiformes; Trochilidae. The transcript is spliced from 9 exons. The record is from RefSeq and is a predicted model, not a curated record. Gene Ontology annotation, molecular function: protein binding.